UUUUCAAAGCUUUCCAGCAGUCGAUGCCUCUUUUCUUUCAUUAGUUUUCAUAAGUUUCAGCAGUCAAUAUUCCUUUUCAUCCUCUCAACACAAAAUUUCAAGAAUACAAGAUAAUUGCUUCAAGAAUCAAGUCCAGUCCCUUUUCUUCUAGUCAAUAGUUUGUCUAUUGUAUUGAGUAUUUGGUGGUGGAAUUUAGCAGUCUGCACAGAAGAUGGAGCACAACGCACAAAUCCAAAUUCCAACAGUCAAAUUAGGUACUCAAGGCCUUGAGGUCUCGAAACUCGGCUUUGGUUGUGCAGGACUUUCUGGCUUAUUGAAUGCUCCUCUGCCACAUGAAGCGGGGUGUGCAAUCUUAAAGGAAGCAUUCGACAAAGGCAUCACCUUCUUUGACACAGCAAACAUAUAUGGCCAUGAGGGUCACAACGAGAUCAUGGUGGGAAAGGUGCUGAAGCAGCUUCCCCGUGAGCAAGUCCAACUGGCAACCAAAUUUGGGUUGAUACUGUCUGCGGACUUCCAGUUUCAAGUUAAAGGCACUCCACAAUAUGUGCGGCAAUGCUGUGAAGAAAGUCUCAAGCGGCUUGAUGUGGAUUACAUCGAUCUAUAUUAUCAGCACCGGACAGACACAUCUGUGCCUAUAGAGGAAACUAUGGGGGAACUCAAGAAGUUAGUGGAGGAGGGAAAGAUAAGGUACAUUGGCUUAUCGGAAGCCAAUGUGGACACAAUUAAGAGGGCGCAUGCUGUUCAUCCCAUCACUUGUGUACAAAUGGAGUAUUCUCUUUGGACUCGUGAGAUAGAAGAGGAUGUAAUUCCGCUUUGUAGAGAAUUGGGCAUUGGGAUUGUCGCAUACACAAUAAGGUUGGGGAUCCUGUCCAUGGUCUUAUUGUUAAAUGCUUCCCAGUUCCGAGGUGGCUCAAGGGUAAGGUUAGUUACGGGCGGAUUCAGUGAGUUGGAUGGAGGUUUCCGGGAACCAAGUUGCUAUCGUGCUGCUCUUGUACUUAUAUUAGAAAUAUAG
Capsicum annuum is the source of this 1012-nucleotide messenger RNA. RefSeq names its product probable aldo-keto reductase 1. The coding region runs from base 212 to 1012 and encodes 266 amino acids. Gene Ontology annotation, cellular component: cytoplasm. The record is from RefSeq and is a predicted model, not a curated record. The transcript has 7 exons. Lineage: Eukaryota; Viridiplantae; Streptophyta; Magnoliopsida; Solanales; Solanaceae.